Molecule: messenger RNA, 609 nt
Organism: Emericellopsis cladophorae
Lineage: Eukaryota; Fungi; Ascomycota; Sordariomycetes; Hypocreales; Bionectriaceae
Product: V-type H+-transporting ATPase 21kDa proteolipid subunit
Exons: 4
Coding region: 1-609 (202 amino acids)
Biological process (GO): proton transmembrane transport
Cellular component (GO): proton-transporting V-type ATPase, V0 domain
Molecular function (GO): proton-transporting ATPase activity, rotational mechanism
Source: RefSeq, a predicted model, not a curated record
AUGAGCCUCAUUACCUACGGCGCCGGUGGCCUCGGCUCCUUCCUCCUCGUAGUGGGACUCUACAUGCUCUUCACUGGCAGUGGUGAAGCUUUCAACGUUGGCGCAUUCAUCGAAUCGGUCUCGCCUUAUGCCUGGGCCUCGACAGGUGUCGCCCUUGCCAUUGCCCUGUCCGUCGUAGGCGCCGCAUGGGGCAUCUUCAUUACCGGCUCCUCGAUCCUCGGUGGCGGCGUCAAGGCUCCCCGCAUCCGAACAAAGAACUUGAUCUCCAUUAUCUUCUGCGAAGUCGUUGCCAUCUACGGCGUCAUCAUGGCUAUUGUCUUCUCCGCCAAGAUCGACUCUGUUUCUGGCCCGGAGCUUUACUCCGCCGACUCAUACUACACUGGCUUUGCGCUCUUCUGGGCUGGUAUCACCGUUGGCAUGUGCAACUUGGUCUGUGGUGUGGCCGUGGGUAUCAAUGGGUCCGGCGCGGCGCUGGCGGAUGCUGCCGACCCUUCACUAUUCGUGCGCAUCCUGGUUAUUGAGAUUUUCAGCUCCGUCUUGGGUCUGUUCGGCCUGAUUGUCGGGCUGCUCGUUUCCAGCAAGGCCCCCGAAUUUGGAAAGAGCGAAUAA